AUGGAAGAGAUGGGAGAGCAUAGCAGUACCAGCAACAACAGUGGACGUGAAAAAGAACCUGAUUAUAAAUAUCCUAGCCCAGUCUCAAGUUUUGAAUCUCCUUUCUCGGAAGGGAGUUGCAACUCGUCAGAUUGCACAAGAAAUUUUACUGGCACUGGAUGCAACCAGUGUUUAUCUGCUGAUGCUCAUGAAAUGCUCGAUUGGAUCUCUUCCCAAAAGUCCCAACCUGUGGAAGGUGAGCCAGAGUUAUCAGAUUCUGCUACAUCUAUAUUUGUUGGGAGCAUGAAUAGAAAGGGUAUAAUUACUGCAUUCAGUUCUGCAAAUGUUGAGGGAUCAUCGCACUGUGAAUUUGAGUAUAUUCAAGAUAUACUAAGUGAUGCAGAUUUGAUGUUGAAGGAUUUUGCUUUGGGUCAGGCCCACCAGGUGAUAACACCCGAUCUAUUUGAUCGGUUGGAGAAUCAGAGAACAAAGUUGAAUAGAAGUAUGGAAGAACAAUUCGAGCUUGGGCGAAAAGUUUUGUUUGACUGUGUGUGCGAAUGUUUGAAAUUUAGGUGCGGGCGGCUUAUUGGUGGAAGUUGCAAAGCUUGGGCAAAAUGGACAACACUGUUCCAUCGGAAAGAGUGGUUAGCAGAGGAAUUGUACAAAGAGAUAUCUGGUUGGACAAGCAUGGAAGACUUGAUGGUGGAUGAGGUUGUUGAUAAGGACAUGAGUAGUCAAUAUGGGAAAUGGGUUGACUUUGAGAUUGAAGCAUUUGAGGAGGGUUUAGAGAUUGAGAAGGGAAUAUUAAUUUCUUUGGUUGAUGAAUUGGUUGAUGACUUAUUUCAGUGUUAAAGCCCUCGGUGAGUGCGUGUGAAUGAUUGCUAGAGGAAGACCAAUUGUUCUUGCCCAACAGCUUUUAUUUUUGGAAUAGCCAACCCGUAACUACUACAAUUUGCUUACAUGGUUGUUCUAAAAUUCCUAUCUAUCUGUCAUACCCUCUAUGGAUUCAACUUAGCUUUUACAUUCAGGUAAUUUGUUCAUCUUGUGACCCUAUUCAGGUAGGAAGGAGUAUAUAUUGUCAAGAAAAGAGAACGAGAUUAGGAAUAGAGAGAAAGAAAGAAAAAGGGGGGGGGGGGAUUUGAACUGGCCUUCAGAAUCCAACUAUGAAAAUUAGAAAUCUUAUGGUCUGUUGUUUGGCUAGCUUAAACUUUUCUCCUUGGUAGAAAAUAUGAACUUUCAAUGGAUAAGCAGUGGCGUAUUCGAUGUUUUAAUUGAGGUAGUCAUGGUGGCAAUGUGUGACAGAGAAUGGCAGUAAAUGAAGCUAUUUGAGGUGGUCAUAUGGUGCCUUUGUCCGUGAUUGCGGUGAUGAUGGUGAUUGCAUUUGGUUCUUGUGCCAAUCUUUAUUGUGGUGUUGUUGCAUUAAGGGUCUUCUUUUUCGGGCAAUCUUGUACCCAGUGUGGACCAGCACAUAGGAAUCAACUUCUGCUUGGAUGGCGAUGGCUCACUAUCUUCUUGUACUUUGCCCUUAUCCUUACGGGUACUUUGCUCUUUGUUGCUUGCCUUUUGUCACCAGUAUUGGACUUUCCCUUAUCGUCGGGCCUAGAGGCAUAUUUCUUACUGGAGUAGCCAAUAAAGGAUUCGGCAGUCACUAGCAGUCGUAAUGUCCUGCACCUCAUGACACAUAAGUUUCAUCUUUGACCAAGGUUGAAGGUCAUAUGAAGAAGAGGGACUGUUUGUUGGACAGAUCCGAGAUUUCAAGAACUUGCAUAGUGAACUCUUUCACAAAUCUCAAAUGGUGUCAAUAUGCUUUAAUCGACGGAGUUGGAUCCGUGCCUCCUCUGCAUUCUCUAGGUAGAAUUGUUUCAUGAUUUCCUUCUCAAAAUUAUCAAAUGAGUCUAUGGUGCCCGUUCUUGAUAUAUAUAUAUAUAUCUGUGCCUUCUACGCCACCAUGGAGUAGAAUGGUGUCAACAGUUGGUUGUUGGAAGCAACAUUGCUAUUCACAUGCUUACGCGGCACAAACAUACGUAAAAUUACUUGUAUUGGAUUGAUAGUGUCCAGCAUUAGAACCUGAAUUUGAGAAUUAAACCUUCCCCAUGUUUCGAUAUUUGACAAUAUAACAUAGGUCAU
Ilex paraguariensis (yerba mate) is the source of this 2106-nucleotide messenger RNA. Lineage: Eukaryota; Viridiplantae; Streptophyta; Magnoliopsida; Aquifoliales; Aquifoliaceae. The record is from the annotation of a GenBank genome assembly.